Molecule: messenger RNA, 1254 nt
Organism: Penicillium lagena
Lineage: Eukaryota; Fungi; Ascomycota; Eurotiomycetes; Eurotiales; Aspergillaceae
Product: aromatic ring-hydroxylating oxygenase subunit alpha
Exons: 2
Coding region: 1-1254 (417 amino acids)
Molecular function (GO): 2 iron, 2 sulfur cluster binding; iron ion binding
Source: RefSeq, a predicted model, not a curated record
AUGGCAUCUUCAGUCAAAUGGCUCAUUGGUCGUGGCACCGCAAGCAAAACGGAGGAAGAUACACCCAGACGACAGAGUGCUGAAUUUCGAGCGCUCCCGUCUUCAUGGUAUCGUUCACCAUCAUUGUAUGAGCUCGAGCGUCGCGCUAUUUUCUCCAAAAAAUGGUUGCUUAUCACGCACAAAAUGCGGUUCGCGAACCCUGGGGACUUCUUCCUUUUUCAACAGGCCGGAUUCUCCUUCAUCCUGUGCCUCAACCGCGAUGGAAACCUGAAUGGUUUCCAUAAUAUCUGUCGACAUCGCGCGUAUCCAGUGGUAACAGAAGUUGAGGGAAAUGCCAAAAUAUUCUCGUGCAAAUAUCAUGGCUGGUCAUACGGUCUUAACGGAAAAUUGGCAAAAGCGCCCAGAUUCGACAAACUGGCUGGUUUCAAUAAGGAGCAACAUGGGCUUCUCCCCGUGCAUGUGCACAUCGACAAAAUAGGGUUUGUAUGGGUCAAUCUUGAAGCAGCCCCAAGCCCCACUGUUUCCUGGGAGGAGGAUUUCGACGAAGUUGAUACACAAGAGCGAUUCGAUCGGUUUGACUUCACCCAGUACAAGUUCGACCAUACCUGGAAUAUGCAUGGAGAUUAUAACUGGAAGGCCCUGGCAGAUAACUACAACGAGUGCUACCAUUGCACAGUGGCGCAUCCAGAUGUUGCAAACGUGGCUGAUCUGUCAUUAUACUCCACGAUUUCCAAAGCUGGUCAUGUUCAGCAUUUCUACACACCCAAGGAAGGAAAAGAAGAUUCGGAUGUCAAAAAUUGCAGCACUUUUUAUUUUCCAAACUCUUGCAUGACGGUCUCGCCACAUUUCUUUUAUCUCAUGCGCUGUGUGCCAACUUCCGCAAGCUCGUGCUCAAUGGAAUAUGAAGUAUACCGGCAUGUAAAUGCAACAGACGAUGAGUUCGAGUAUGUUGAUAGCUUUUUCAAGCGCGUAUUGAAAGAAGACAAGGACCUAUGCGAGGGAGCACAACGAAACCUUAAUGCUGGUGUCUUCGUCAAUGGGCAGUUACAUCCAGAGCUUGAAAGUGGGCCACUUUAUAUUCAAAAGCUAGUACGAGACCUGUUAACGAGCCAUCAGGCGAGAGAAAAGCAGGAAAAGAAGGAAAUAUGGCCCGCCAGUCCCGAUGUGACCGGAUUUGGUGCUACUGAGGAGGACGUUGCUUUCUGCUCUGGUCUUGCAUGCGAGGAAGAGAGUUGCGCAGCUCUGAAGUGGUGA